GUAAGCUCUCCGCACCGAAAAAUAUUUACCGUUUCACUGGAAUUUCGACAACUUAGAAAGAGAAAAUGGCAACGGGAAAAGAUCUGAUCGAUGCUGUAAGAACGUCAUUGGAGUCGGAUGGAGCACUGAGCCAGAUCAAAGCCGAAAUGAGAACCAAAGUGAUGCAACUGUUGGAGGGAUCAAACAAAUCUAGUAGAUCUAAGCAUCCCAAGUCGCCGCAAGAGGUAUUGAUAUUAAACGAGCUCAUCAGGGAAUACUUGGAGUGGAUGGGCUAUAAAUACGCUUCCAACGUUUUAAUUACGGAGUGUGAACUAUCCAAGCAACCACUGGACAGGAAUCUUAUUACUAAAGAUCUAGGUAUUAUAGAAACUGAAAAAUCUAAGGAACUUCCACUCUUAUUUUGUAUUUUAGAGACUUUUAAAGAAAUUAAAAGUGCAUGAGUUAAAAAGUGAAAUUUUUAAAAUAAAUAAUUAUGGUUUGGCAAAUUUUGAGAUCAUGCAAAAUCGUAUUAAUUGUAAGAUUCGUAUAUUUGGUUUAACAAUAAAAUAUUUUUAUUUUUGUACAAUGAAAAAAGCUUCAUUCUUAUUAUUUACGGCUUAUUUAUU
Molecule: messenger RNA, 605 nt
Organism: Trichogramma pretiosum
Lineage: Eukaryota; Metazoa; Arthropoda; Insecta; Hymenoptera; Trichogrammatidae
Product: lisH domain-containing protein FOPNL-like
Exons: 3
Coding region: 66-440 (124 amino acids)
Biological process (GO): microtubule anchoring
Cellular component (GO): centrosome
Molecular function (GO): protein binding
Source: RefSeq, a predicted model, not a curated record